GGUGUUUGUCAAAGAUGGCUGGAUCUGAAAAGAAACUCGAGAGAUCUAAGAGUGGACUUCGAAUGAUCCCCGUGUCUGACACUGACUCGAGCCCCUUUUCCCUUCCAGAACCUCCCUGGGUAUCAGACGAUGAGUGCAAACAGUGUCAAAACUGCAGAGCAAAAUUUGAUUUCUUUAAAAGAAGAAAGCAUCACUGCCGUCGCUGUGGAAAGUGCUUCUGUAAUGACUGUUGUCAAGAGAAGGUGAAUUUACCCAGGAUGCUAUUCCUGGACCCAGUCCGCCACUGCCAAGUCUGCACAGAGAUUUCAAGGAAGGAGGAGGACUUCUUCGAGAAGCAUUUAAAAACACUGCUGAAUGGAGGUUAUUUCAAUGUGACUGAGUCAGAUAUGGGGCCAGAUGAGGGAUCUCUCUUCUUCCUCAAACUUUCAGCCAAUCACAGACAGCUGCUGUUUGAGGGAGAUAAUGAUAAACGCGAACCUGUUCAGAUUGAGAAAAUAGACACCUUGCAGAUUCUACCAUCUGGAAAGGAUGAAGAAGGCAACACGUUAGCAGGGGGCAUUGCAAUAAAAUACACAGACACAACUGGAGGAACAAACAUUAUUAAGAUGAUGGUGGAUAGUGGGGGAAACAAAAAGCCAGGACAGAUCUGGAUUGCUGCCAUGCAGAAAGCAUUUAAAAUGGUAUAUGAUGCAAGGGCAAAGUGAAGUUGGGAGAUAUCAGAGGAGAGAAGUCAGGAAAAAAGAUCUAAAGAUAGGAGAUGAAGUCAAUACAGAAAAAAACAGUGGCAUUUUAUUUAAUGAAUCAUGGGCUCUCUUGCCAGAUGAGUACGUGUUGUGUCUGUGAUUAAACAAGUACAUGUCUAUAAAUACUCUUUAUGUGUGGAAGUAUUUAAUUAUUCUAUGUUUCAUACAUAUAUAUAUGUAACUGUGAUGCACAUUGGUGAUGCACAUUGCACUGUGUGUACAUUUGCAUGUAUUUAAUACAGUAAAAAUUUCAGUAUCUGGAAUAUGUAUUUCUGAGAUACAUUGGUAUGUCAAUUUGAGUUAUUAUGUAUUAUGUAUACAAAUCUAAACUUUGGUAUCCAAACUCUGAGACAU
This is a messenger RNA of Saccostrea echinata, 1097 nucleotides long. Its product is annotated as zinc finger FYVE domain-containing protein 21-like. The record is from RefSeq and is a predicted model, not a curated record. NCBI's taxonomy places the organism in Eukaryota, Metazoa, Mollusca, Bivalvia, Ostreida, Ostreidae. Bases 15 to 704 code for a protein of 229 amino acids. Gene Ontology annotation, molecular function: metal ion binding. The transcript has 7 exons.